AUGACUUCAUUGUACGACGUUCUCGUCACUGGUUCGGCCGGUCAUCUAGGUACGGCUCUCAUGCUUAGCUUGCCUUCUCUGGGCUUCAACCCCCUGGGUAUCGACAUUCUACCCUCCCCCACUACAACAAUUGUGGGUUCUGUUAGCGACCGCGAGUUCAUUGCCUCCAUUUUUGAUUCCAACCCCAUAAGACACGUCCUCCAUGCCGCGACAUUGCAUAAACCGCACAUUUGCAGCCACAGCAAGGAGCAGUUCAUCACGACCAACAUUGUCGGCACUUUGAUUCUGCUAGAAGAGACUUCCAGGUUCAAGACACAAAUAGACAGCUUUGUCUUCUUCAGUACAACCAGUGCUUUUGGUAUGGCGCUCAGUCCUAAGCCAGGUCACCCCGCUGCUUGGAUCGAUGAAUCUGUUGUGCCCAUCCCAAAGAAUAUUUAUGGCGUGACCAAGGUCGCGGCUGAAGACAUGUGCGCACUGAUACAGAAGCAAACUGGAAUGCCCGUUUUAGUCCUCCGUACUAGCCGGUUUUUCCCUGAAGAAGACGAUGAUGAAGACCGUCGCGCGGCCAUGAGCGAUGAGAACCUGAAGGCUUUGGAGCUAACCUACCGCAGAUGCGACAUUGAAGAUGUUGUAAGCGCAUCAGUCUGUGCAAUGAGAAGAGCCAAGGAUGUUCGAUGGGGAAAUUAUAUUAUAAGCGCUCCACCGCCUUUCGACAAUGACAAGCACACUCUGGAGGCUUUGGAGAGGAACCCCGCGGAGGUGCUGGAGAAACUCUUCCCUGAGGUGGAUGUGGUUUUCAAGGAAAAAGGAUGGAAGCAUCUUGCCAGGAUCGACAGAGUGUACGAUUCAAGCAAGGCGGUGAAGGAACUACGGUGGAAUCCUAAGUACACAUUCGAAAAGACAGUGGAGAGAUUGGUACGCGGCGAGCAAUGGAAGAGUGACUUGACAACAAUGGUCGGUAAGAAAGGUUAUCAUGCUGUGAGCACUGGGGUGUAUACGAAGCGAUGA
Penicillium maclennaniae is the source of this 1008-nucleotide messenger RNA. Its product is annotated as NAD-dependent epimerase/dehydratase family protein. Bases 1 to 1008 code for a protein of 335 amino acids. Gene Ontology annotation, molecular function: dTDP-glucose 4,6-dehydratase activity. The record is from RefSeq and is a predicted model, not a curated record. The transcript has a single exon. Lineage: Eukaryota; Fungi; Ascomycota; Eurotiomycetes; Eurotiales; Aspergillaceae.